Molecule: messenger RNA, 3978 nt
Organism: Sphaeroforma arctica JP610
Lineage: Eukaryota; Ichthyosporea; Ichthyophonida
Exons: 22
Coding region: 1-3810 (1269 amino acids)
Biological process (GO): transmembrane transport
Cellular component (GO): membrane
Molecular function (GO): ATP binding; ABC-type transporter activity; ATP hydrolysis activity
Source: RefSeq, a predicted model, not a curated record
AUGUUCCAGGUGGCUAGGUUAGCAAUCAUCCUGACCCUGAUGGGUGUUGUGGGUAUGGUAUGUGGGUUUGCGUCCAAGCUGGCCUUUGGCACUGUAUCCACACGUCUAGGACACCGCAUCCGGCGGCUGUAUGUGGAGUCUGUGUUAAGGCAGGACAUGGCGUUCUUGUCCAUGCACACCGCCGGAGAGCUAUCCAAUCGGCUGGCACUAGAUAUAAAGCUUAUAGAGGAUGCACUAGGCGACACGCUUCAGCUGCUGUCCAUGCUAGUAGGCCUGUGCGUGUCUGGUAUCGCAGUUGGAUUCGCAUUCUCGUGGCAGUUGGCCAUUGCAACCGUCACCAUGACGCCCAUGAUCGCAAUCUCUGGCGCGUACCUGUCGUAUGCUCUGAAGUCGUCUGCGGAGAGAAGUAGUACCAUCUUCGCCAGAGCCGGUGCCAUUGCCGAGGAAUCCCUGUCUUUGAUUCGCACGGUCACCGCCUUCAACGGACAGCGCUUUGAGCGCGAGCGCUUCAAUGGCAAAUUGCACGAGGCUUAUAGACUGGCCAUAAGUUCGCAUAUCAAGAAUGGACUGUUAGUGGGGCUUGCCAUGUUUAUCAUGCUGGCGUCCAAUGCGUGGUCGUUGUGGUUCGCAUCGCAACUGGUGGGUGCGCGGGAAAUGUCUCCCGGCGUGGGGAUGACGGUGUUCUUUGCCAUUGUCAUGGCCAGUUUAGGCCUAGGUCAGAUGUUCACUCCGGCAUCCAAGAUCUCAAGGGCGUGCGGUGUGGCCUACAAUGUGUACAAGGUAAUCGACCACAUUCCCGCUAUCAAUGCGCUGGACACCACCGGAUCACGCCUGGAGAACGUGUCGGGCUGUAUCGAAUUUAGGGGCGUCACCUUUACGUACCCACCCACCUAUGACGCACGCGCCGAUGAGAAAGCUGAGGAGCAAGACUCGCUCGAUCUGCGCACGUCGACGUCGUAUAUAGGAAAAAGACGGAAAGACAACGCUGCCGUGCUACGCAAUUUCAAUCUCACAAUCGAUGCCGGUACCAAAGUGGCCAUUGUGGGGGGUUCGGGAUCAGGGAAAAGUACUACCAUCCGUCUUAUACAACGGCUUUACGAUCCAGAGGCUGGUUCUAUCUCUCUGGACGGCGUUAACCUAAAGCAGCUGAACGUACAGUGGCUGAGAGGUGCCAUAGGCCUCGUCAGUCAAGAGCCUCGGCUGUUUUCGGGUACCAUCGCUGAGAACAUCGCCUUGGGGUCAGGUGUCGAGCUGAACGAUGAAUUUGAAGCGGAUCUAGUAAUGGACUCGUAUCUCAACCGACUGUACAAUGCGGAGUCUGUGUCAAUGGAACAGAUAGUCAACGCGGCGACGUUGGCAAACGCGCACGAUUUUAUUAUGCAGUUGCCCGAUGGCUACGAUACUCUGAUUGGACAUAGUGGACAGCUUUCAGGCGGUCAGAAGCAACGGAUUGCCAUUGCACGGGCAAUCGUGCGCGAUCCGAAGAUUGUGCUGCUCGACGAAGCGACAUCCGCUUUAGACGUGGCAUCAGAAGUGCUUGUACAGAAGGCUCUGCAACAAGCCACAGCCGGGCGCACAACUAUAAUGGUGGCCCAUCGGUUGACCACUAUCAGGGAUGCGGAUGUCAUAUUCGUUGUUGCCGACGGUCACAUUGUGGAACGCGGUUCUCACGACGAGUUACGAUACAAAAAGAAUGGCUACUAUGCAAAAUACUUCGACACACCCGAUUCUAGCACAACCACUGAACAAGGGCACCAGGGUAGUGAUCACAGCCAAACACUCGCAACUCGUCUCGAUUCCGGGAGCGAGGCGGACAGCGAUUGCAGCGAGAUGCGACGCUUGAACGGCAGCCCUGACGGCUACGGCUUAGACAGUAUGGAUGACAACACAGCUACGCAACUCACCCAGCACGAUAUCGCCAGCGAGAAAUCGUUCCCGCACUCUGCUGCCACACAAAGCGACAGCCUUGAAGAUAACGGAGAGGUGGCCGAUAGGGAAGUUCUUAAAGCGAAUGGAGUCACCAGACGUGUCUACCGAUUGAACAGACCAGAAUGGCCUCUGUUCAUACUUGGAGGGUGCGGUGCUAUACUGGUGGGCCUUGUGUGGCCCUGUUAUGCGUGGUUCUUUGGUGAAUUGAUUUUCCUGCUGAUGAACAACGACCAGGGCGAGGUGGAUACAAUGGUGAUCAAGUUCAUAGUGCUCGCUGCAGUUGCCUUUGUGGGUAAUGUGAUCAACACCGUCUGUUUUGGCUAUGCUAACGAGCGCUUGGUCAGGCGCGUCCGCCGCAUGCUGUUCUCGGCAUAUAUGCGCCAAGACGUCGCCUGGUUUGAUAUCGAAGACCAUCUCCCCAGCUCUCUGGAAUCCAAGCUUGCCUCUGAUGCACUUGCCGUAACUGGUGUUACUGGCAGUUAUCUCUCAACGCAAAUCACACUCCUCGCAGCUUUGUGUGGAGCCCUAGUGGUCGGCUUCGUAUCCUGCUGGCAGUUGGCGUUCCUUCUCUUCACUAUCGUGCCUAUGGUGGGUUUAGGUGUUCUCAUUGGGCUCAGAAUCACCGGAAAGGCUCAGCACUUUGCCUACAUGCAGCUAGCCGAGGGUAACGAACGCGCCGUAGAAGCCAUCGACGAGGCUAGAACAAUCCUAGGCCUUGGUUCCGCCCCGGUGUACAAGUUCUUGGACGACUACAGGACAGCGCUGGGGAAGCCGGGAAAGGCACUCGAACGUGCUCUGGUAUACAAUUCCUUUGCUUUCGGGUUCUCGCAGCUGGUUGUGUUGAGUGUGUGGGGGGGGGCCUUCUACUACGGUAUGGAGCUGAUAAAGGGAGCUCAUUGCGAUAUCAUCGGAAUGAUCAGGACUGUCUGUGCGGUCAUCUUUGGCGGUCUCGGACUCGGGCAAGUACUAGCAGUGAUCCCUAACCCCAAGGCAGCACAAAUAGCCGCAACCUGGAUUUUCAAUAUUGUGGACCGUGUGCCUUUGGGCGCUGAAGUACCAUCCAAGAAGGAGAAAAAGGGCAAAUACUUCGAAAAUACAAGAGUACGACCCAGCCGAGCCAACAAACCACUCCAAGGCGAAGUCGAAUUCAGGGAUGUUCAGUUUGCGUAUCCAUCCAGACCGCAGGCUCAGGUGCUCAAGAGGCUGAGUUUAAAAAUCAUGCCCGGAGAGGUGGUGGGUAUAGUAGGAGAAAGUGGGUCAGGCAAAUCAACCCUUGUUUCUCUGCUGGAACGAUUCUAUACGGCACAGGAUGGUGAUGUGCUAUUGGAUGGUCAGCCAAUUAGUGAGUACGAUGUGAGCUGGUUGAGGACACAGAUCGGACUGGUUUCUCAAGAACCCCACUUGUUCAGCUCUACUGUUCGCGAGAAUUUAUUAUAUGGCCAUCCAGCUGUCGACACAAUUUCUGAGGACCACUUGAUGGAUUGCCUCAAAGAAGCGAACGCUAUGGAGUUCGUCAGCCAACUACCACUUGGUGUCGAUACAUUGGUGGGCGAGAAGGGUGGUAGCAUGUCCGGCGGUAUGAAGCAGCGGCUGGCUAUUGCGCGAAUGUUGCUUAGAAACCCAUCCAUCAUUCUGCUGGAUGAAGCAACCAGUGCACUGGACAACACAUCCGAGCGGCUCGUCCAGACAGCGUUGGAUAGAGUAAUGAGUGGCCGCACCACCAUUAUUGUGGCACACAAACUCGCGACUCUGGCUAAAGCCGAUAAGAUAGUGGUUGUGGUUAAGGGAGAAGUGAAGGAAAUGGGCACGCAUCAAGAACUGGAGCAAGCGGGUGGACUCUUUACGGCAAUGUUAAAACAACAACGAGAUGCCACGGAAUAAUUGAACUUGUUUACUGAAACAAACAUGGGUGAUAGUUUCGACGAAAAUAAUGCAACAUAACGCAACACCCUUAUGAAUAUGUAAAUUGAUAAACAAGUUAUAAACAAAUCAAUCUUCUCUUUGUUGUUCAACUGAUUCUCAACGAUUUCACUAGCAAUUAUUAAAUUG